Messenger RNA from Solanum pennellii, 692 nucleotides. Its product is annotated as glutaredoxin-C1-like. The transcript has a single exon. The coding region runs from base 146 to 508 and encodes 120 amino acids. The record is from RefSeq and is a predicted model, not a curated record. NCBI's taxonomy places the organism in Eukaryota, Viridiplantae, Streptophyta, Magnoliopsida, Solanales, Solanaceae.
AUUUCGUCCUAUUUCCUCAUCAAUAUUCUACAAAACUCAAAUUCCUUUUGUACAAUCAUAUUUUUUCCAUCUAAUUUUAUUACCAAUAGUCCAAUACUAGUGCAUGCUCAACUAAUUGAUCAACACACAAAAAAGAAGUGUGACAAUGCAAUAUCAAAACACUAGGGCAAGACAAAGGUCAUCGUCUUCGGACUCGUUAGAGAGGGUGGCUAGGCUAGCAUCAGGAAGCGCGGUGGUGUUAUUUAGCUCGAGUAGUUGUUGCAUGUGCCAUGCAAUAAAGAGGUUGUUCUGUGAGCUCGGUGUGAGCCCGAUGGUGUACGAGUUAGACCAGGACCCUAAUGGAAAAGGGAUGGAGAGGGCGCUUUACAAGCUUCUUGGAAACUCACCCACCGUACCGGUAGUGUUCAUAGGUGGUGAACUGAUCGGAUCGAUGGAUAGAGUUAUGGCUUCUCAUAUUAAUGGCACUCUUGUCCCUCGUCUCAAAGAAGCCGGAGCUCUCUGGCUAUGACACCCUUUCCUUUAUAAUUCGUUGUCAAAUGAAAGAAUUAAUUAUAUAAUUUCUAUCUUCAAAAAUAUUUAAAAAAUUAUUAAUUUCCUAUUAUGUCCUUAGUCAUGACAUGCUCUUUGUAACCAUGAAAUGUCUAUGUUUAAAGCCAUGAAUUUUAUGACAUUUUUUUAGUAUGCAUGCCGAA